AUGUUCCUCGAGUUGUCUUUCGACUCUACGGCUGGAGGCAAGGCAGUAUCUACAUCCAAGGCUUCUAGAAGCUGGCGAUAUGAUCACGAGGAUAAAGAGGAAAUGUCUCUUGAUGAGCUCGUCUCCGACUUCCAACAGAGUGCCACAAGCCAUCGAUCGAGGUUGAAUCAAACCAAACCAAGCUCCAACACCUCACCAGUGUUAGUAUCAUCCCCUCCAACGAGUCCACAAGCUAAAAAGAACUCUGGUCGUCUACGAGCUGUGAAAACGCAGCCUACGCCAAGAAAACCGAUCAGAUCUACAAUCCAAAACGCACAUCAUGACGACUCCAGCGACGAGGAAGUGGCAGUGUCCCCCAUGCCGCGGAUUGAGCAGGCUCUUCGAAACAGACCUUCACUCGUGAGUAAACGCUGCAGUGCCUGCUCUCCUGUGUCAACUCAAUUCAAGCCAACAACGUCUGCCCAUACUCAACGACGCAAGCCUGAGCCCAAGUCACCUGUCCUAUCAUCGCCAUCGUUUACUCCACCUUCGCUGUCUCCAGUCACAUCGUCACCGUCUCCGUCAUACGUGUCGGAGGAUAUCAACACUUCAUUAACACCAGACGAAGACUCCAUCGACGCGUUGAUUGGAAAAGAGAUCCGCGAUCUCAACGAGUUGAUCUCUACUGGCAGUCGAAUAAAGGCAAGCAAGGCUGCAAGAACAUCAACAACUGACGAACUAUCAAAUGUUUUUCGUCAGAGUACGCGCUUCGGGAAGACGCCGUCAAAAGGCCGUCGUCCUUCACUACGACUUGACGUCUCAAGAGGGAAAUUUAGAUCAUCGCCGGAGUCGCCCCCGCCGCCUCCACCCCCAGAGGAUUCAGAAGACGAUGAAGAUUCGUUCGCUGAGGAGAUACGGAAGCUCAGAGAGAGUCGUCGCCUAAGCUCGAUCACUUCUAAAGGACUUGAAUCAACGCCUCAACAACAAGAGGAGAAGGCUGAGAGCCCUGGGGUUUGUGUCGUGGCAGCAAUGAAAGUCCGCAAUGCGGCGAAUACUAUCAAUGAGUUGCUCUUAGAAGCACUAAAGCCGUUUGAAGGUAGAGAGAAGGAGGAAAAGAAAGAUGAUACACCCGAAGAGGACAAGACUGAAGACGAUGCAGCGAUCAGGAACGCCGCCAACGCUGAGCUCCAGUCUGCCACCCAAACGAUCGUAUCCCAACUGGAUCUAACGUUUGCAGACAUGACAGAGCGACGGAAAGCCGACGUGAAGGCCGAGGAAGACGCCGCUGCUGCGGCGAAAGAAGCGGAGAAGAAAGAGAAAGGAGCUGCGGAAGAAAAGAAGAAGGCCGAAGAGAAAGAGACAAAGGAGCGUGAAAUGGAGAUACUCCGGUUAAUACCUAUGCGUGGUAAACUACUAACGUGUUCAGCUGACAUUGAAAAUGUACUACAACAGCUCGAAAGAGUAGACAUAUCAACUCAACGUGAAUCUACAGUGGAAGCAGAGAUCAAAACAUUACGAAGCCUCACCGAGCGCAAAAUUCAAGAGAUCGAAGCAAAACUGUCAAUAGCGUCAUUCAAGGAGGAAAAAGACGACACAAAUGUUGAUAUUUCGUGGCGAAAUGUUGAUUGGGUCCAAAACAACCUCAAUAUCGAUCUUAUAACUUCGGAAAGGCAAGACAGUGGCAAGCCUCCUGAGGAAGCCGAAGAUAACGCAAUUGGCGUGGCGCCAGUAGAGAAUAGAGAUUCUUUCGAGGAAGUAGUUCAGCGACAAGUUGUAGAGAAGCUGGAUCUUACUAUGCUCAAACUUAGACACGUUCUAGCUAUUGAUACGAAGGAAACUGCCGAGGUGAAGGAGACACAACAACGAGAACAAGAAGAGCUAGAGCGGAAGCAACUGCACCAGCAAAUUGAAAAUGAGCGAGCGCAGCGUGAAAAGGAAGAUGCAGAGACUGCAAGGCGACGAGUGAUGGGUCUUACGUCCAUUGACGAUGUGGAAGGUUGGAUCGAUGAGGGACGAAGUCUCCAUGAUCAACUCUGGCACAACCAGUCUUUGAACCGCUUGGUGGCAUCUAUGGAGCAACGUAUGGGGCACAAAAUCAAAACGUGGACGAAUUUGAUCGUCUAG
Messenger RNA from Phytophthora nicotianae INRA-310, 2103 nucleotides. RefSeq lists its product as hypothetical. The transcript is spliced from 2 exons. The record is from RefSeq and is a predicted model, not a curated record. Lineage: Eukaryota; Oomycota; Peronosporomycetes; Peronosporales; Peronosporaceae. The coding region runs from base 1 to 2103 and encodes 700 amino acids.